This is a messenger RNA of Hipposideros armiger (great roundleaf bat), 1589 nucleotides long. It is a transcript of the gene LUZP2, whose product is annotated as leucine zipper protein 2. Lineage: Eukaryota; Metazoa; Chordata; Mammalia; Chiroptera; Hipposideridae. The record is from RefSeq and is a predicted model, not a curated record. The coding region runs from base 36 to 1061 and encodes 341 amino acids. The transcript has 12 exons.
AACGAACAGGUAUAGAAACUAGAACAUCAACAUUGAUGCCAGUGUGCAAAUCAGCCAGGUCAACAAGUGCUAGAUCACAGGACUAUGAAGAGCUAGAAAAGCAGCUGAAAGAAGUCUUUAAGGAGCGAAGCACCAUCCUCCGUCAGCUGACAAAGACAUCAAGAGAACUUGAUGGAAUUAAAGUCAACCUCCAGUCUUUGACAAAGGAUGAGAAAUCUGCCAAAACUGAUGUUCAGAAGCUUCUAGAAAUAGGUCAGAAACAAAGAGAACAAAUGAAGUCUCUCCAGGAGGCCCUGCAAAAUCAACUUAAAGAGACAUCUGAGAAAGCCGAAAAACAACAGGCUACUAUUAAUUUUUUAAAGACUGAAGUGGAAAGAAAGAGCAAAAUGAUCCGAGAUCUUCAGAAUGAGAAUAAAAGCUUGAAAAACAAACUCUUGUCUGGAAACAAGCUGUGUGGCAUCCGUGCAGAAGAGUCCAAAAAAAUCCAGGCCCAGCUGAAGGAGCUUCGUUAUGGGAAGAAGGAUUUAUUAUUUAAGGCCCAACAGCUUACUGAUCUGGAACAAAAAUUAGCUGUGGCCAGAAAUGCACUGGAGAAAGCAGCUCUUGACCGGGAAUCACAACUGAAAGCAAUGAAAGAGACUGUGAAACUCUGCCUGUCAACUGUUUUCAGCGAUCAACCGUCCCCAUUGAGUCUAAUCAGGUCAAAUCCAACUCAGAUGUCAAUUCCACCCAGGACAAUUGACACGAAGGUUCCAGACGCAAGAAUGAAAAGCAAGGCUCAACAAAGCACUCCAGGAAGCAAUGACAGCUCUCAAGUUGUGACAACAAAGGACGAAAAGCUGAAAAUCCCUGAGUGCAAUUCUGAAAAUCUUUUACAGGUGGAUGGGACCUGUUUAAUGAAGCGUAAAGAAAACCCCCCAAGAAAUGACACUGCAGAACCAGAGCCUACCCUGCAGAAAUUACAAAUGCCUCAUUGUACUGAAUGUGAAGUGGAAAAAACCCAGGAAAAACAAAUGACCCGCUUUGAAGGGAGGGCGACUAGAGAAGAAAAAAUACUGUAAAAGCCAAGAAACUGUGUUUAAAAAAAACAUUCAUUUGCUAUUGUCUUCAUACCCUUUUUAGACCACAGGCUUGAUGGAAAUACUAAGUUUUUAAAGCAUGCAACUUUUUUCACAAUUUAUAGUCUGCAAAUUUUCCAAAAGAUCCCAGUCUGAUUAUGAUCCUCAAGCAAUAACCUAAUUAAAAAGGAUAUCCACAGUCAUAAAUAGUCAUUGUCAUCAGUAAAUUGCCCAGUAUAAAUUGGUCUGUUUUGAAUUCAUAUAAAAUAUAACAUUUAAUUGUUAUGGUUCAUUUUGGUAUCUAGGACUUCUGUGAUCAAUAUAGUUUGUGAAAUCAGCUGGAGGAUGAGAAUAUGUUUUGGAUCUUCAGCAUUCUUAGAAUCCAAAUUGCAAUUAAAUUAUAAAGAUUCUGGCCCACACCAGCAAUUGGAGUUACUUUCCUCAAGGUUGGAAUCUGUGCUGAUAUAUAUACAAAAAAGUAUAUACAUUUUAAGAAAGGAAAAAGCUGUAUUAAAAUUGUAAUACUCAAUA